AUGCUGUCCUACAUCGAGACAUCGACUCCCCCUACCAAAGUCUUCUUCCCAUCCUUCCAGCUGCAAAUCUGCGGCGAGCUGUUUGUCCCGGAACCAGGCUCGCCCAACCGCAAAGGCGCAGCCGUUGUCAUCAGCCACCCCAUGACAGGCGUCAAGGAGCAGACGUCGACAAACUACGCCAAGACGCUCUCCAACGCGGGCUUCUUUGUGCUCAUCUUCGACGCCGGGUACCAAGGCGAGAGCAGCGGCGAGCCGCGCGGCCUGGAAGACCCCCACCAGCGCGUCGAGGACAUCAAGGCGGCGGUCAGCUACCUCACAGCAUUCGGCGGACGGAUCGACCCCGACAGGAUCGGGUUGCUGGGCAUCUGCGCCUCAGGGGGGUACGCCUCGUAUGCGACGCAGUCGGACGGUCGCAUCAAGUGUCUGGCCACGGUCAGCGCGGCGUGCGUCGGCCGCAUGACGCGCCACGGCAGCGUCCACGAGGACAAGAGGGAGAACCCGACGGCCAUCGCCACGGCCCUCGAGGCAGCCGCCCGGGCGCGGUUCAGCGCGGCCAAGAACCCGACGGCCAGGCCCGAGGCGCCCGUCAUGUUCGAGACGGACCCGGCCAAGGCGGCUGCCAACCCGGACCCCUUCUUCCGGGACGCGGCCGCUUACUACGGCUCACGACGGGGGCGGCACGAGCGGAGCACGCAGCGGGUGCCGCCGCAGACCUACGAUUUGAUGGUCAGCUACGACUCGUUCAACCUGCAGCAUCUGAUUGCCCCGCGGCCGCUUUUGAUGAUUGCGGGAUCGGAGGCGCAGACGCUGCAUUACAGCAGGACGGCCGUGGGCAUCGCCAGGGGGCCCAAGGAGCUGUUUGUGGUGCCGGGCAGGAACCACUUUGAUCUGUACGACUGCUUGAGAGAGUCCGGGCCCAAGGUGGUGGAUUUCUUCAUCAGCGGGUUGGAGUGA
Trichoderma citrinoviride is the source of this 954-nucleotide messenger RNA. RefSeq names its product alpha/beta-hydrolase. Bases 1 to 954 code for a protein of 317 amino acids. The transcript has a single exon. NCBI's taxonomy places the organism in Eukaryota, Fungi, Ascomycota, Sordariomycetes, Hypocreales, Hypocreaceae. The record is from RefSeq and is a predicted model, not a curated record.